Mesorhabditis belari is the source of this 1395-nucleotide messenger RNA. NCBI's taxonomy places the organism in Eukaryota, Metazoa, Nematoda, Chromadorea, Rhabditida, Rhabditidae. The record is from the annotation of a GenBank genome assembly.
AUGCUACCGUUGUUAAUAUUCGGACUAUUUCUCACGCUUGCUAGAACUGAAGAGAUCAAAACCCUUCCCGGUGUCUCGUGGGAACUCGGCUUUAAACAUUAUUCCGGUUUUUUCAAAGUCUCCGACAAUCAUUUUCUUCAUUAUUGGUUUGUUGAGUCACAAAAUGAUCCGGUGAAAGAUCCAGUGAUCUUUUGGUUCAAUGGAGGACCUGGAUGCUCGUCUCUUGAUGGUCUUCUCAAUGAGAUGGGCCCAUAUGUGGCGAAUUUGGAUGGGAAAACGUUGAGAAAAAAUGAGUACUCUUGGAAUAAGCUCGCUUCCGUUGUCUACAUCGAGUCGCCGGCUGGUGUUGGCUAUUCCUAUUCGAACAAUGGAAAUAUUAGCACAAAUGAUGAUCAAACCUCAGCUGAGAACUAUGAGGCGGUCAAGACUUUCUUCAAGACUUUCCCCCAAUUCCGCAAUCAACCGACUUUCAUUAUGGGUGAAUCGUAUGGAGGAGUCUAUGUGCCGACGUUAACCGCUCGAAUCGUUGAUGGAUUGAAGGAUUUCCCGAUUAAUCUAAAGGGAAUGGCUUUGGGAAAUGGGUAUGUCCAUGAGAAGCUCAACAUUGACACAUCGGUGAGAUUCGCUUAUGGACAUGGUUUAAUCGAUCAGAAAGUUUGGGACACAUUGGAAAGAGAGUGUUGCAAGGGAUGCAUUGAUGGAUGUGAUCUCACUGAGAUGGAAGGUCAUUGUGCAACAAUGGUUGAGGAUAUCUUCCAAUUUCUCUGGUUCGGCGGACUGAAUCCCUAUGAUCUUUACAGAGACUGUGACCCGAAUCCUGAUGCAAACAGCGUUCGAAUGGAGGCAAUGUUGAGGGGUGUUGCACCGGGAUUGGAGAAAGCGCUUCUCGAAAGAAAUGAGAAGAAAAAUAUGAGUGUCACUGAUUUUAUCCGGAGUCAGAAUUUCCUUUACGGUGACGCGCCUUGUUUAAACGAUUCGGAUGUGAUCAGCUACAUGAAUGAUCCAAAGGUUCGUCGUGCCCUUAAUGUGCCCUUCAAUCUCCCAAAAUGGGACAUUUGCAGCGAUCAAGUGACAAAGAUCUAUCAGAAACAGUACACCGAUAUGACUCCAUUCAUCAAAAAGGUGAUUGACGCCAAUGUGCGCGUUCUUCUCUAUUACGGAGAUACCGAUAUGGCGUGCAAUUUCAUGAUGGGACAACAAUUUGUCUACGGAUUGGGUUUAAAGAGAACUUUGGGGAAAACUCCGUGGAAAUUCGAUCGUCAAAUCGCCGGCUUUAAAUCGCUUUUUAAUGGGCUCACUUUCUUGACGGUUCGUGGAGCUGGCCAUAUGGCUCCUCAAUGGAGAGCUCCUCAAAUGUAUUACGCAAUUCAACAAUUCCUUCUCAAUCAUCCAAUU